AUGGAAGCUGAAGGCUCAGAAGACUCUGGCCGCCGUAAACCAGUCAUUAUUGACACUGAUGUUGACACAGACGAUCAGAUGGCAAUUGCUUUUAUGCUUGCUCAGCCGGAUAUUGAAGUGCUGGCCAUCACGGUGGGUUGUGAUGGCUGGUCCCAGCAGUGGGCAGGCGUCGUGAGCGUCAUGCGUCUGACCCAGUAUUUUGGUCAGCCAGGCAUUCCAGUGGCAUAUUCGCCAUUCUACAAUUCGGACACGCAAUUAAAUCUCAAGGAGCCUAAUGGAUUGCCUGACCCCACGUUGCUGGCCGGAACGGGCAAUUUCCUCAGUGAGUAUGUUGGCUUACCCUUCAACAUACGGCCACCCAGUUGGAUGUACACUGGCCUGUUGUUACAUGAGAAGUUGCGGAAGAGUCGAAGAAAAGUAGACAUCAUUGCAUUAGGACCUUUGACCAAUCUGGCGCGCUUUCUACAGGAGUCCCCCAGACUUUUCAAGAGGAAAGUGAAUCGCAUCUACUUCUCAGGGGGCAUCGUGGUUCCCAGAUCCAGUAGCCCAACUGACAAGGUAUGGCCUUACUCUGCCCCUGGCACCUCCUUCACUGGAAAACCACCGCACACAGAGUGGAAUGUUUUCAGUGAUCCAAUUGCCGCCAACUCAGUUUUCUCUUUUGGCAAAUCUCUGGUUUUGGCAACUUCCACCUACACUGAGGGCAUGCAGUUCUACCUCAACGACACCGAUUUCAUACCAGCAUCCUGUGACAGUGACAGGGCUGCUGUCUUGACAAAAAUGGUGACGACUAUGCCCAUUGCAGACGGUGAGGCUGUGGAUGAUCUCCGCUACUGGGAUGAGUCUGCCGUGGUGCUAUUUGUACAGAUGAUUCGGAAUGGUGGAAGGCAAGAGGCAGCUGUCUGUAAAGAGUGGGACAAGAAACGCUUCUCGGGCUGGCAACAACGCCUCUGUCAGUGGAGGGCAAUACGCUCGCCUUUUAGAGAAUGGUUUUGGACAAGAGGCCGUCGAGUGCUUGAGAGGUAA
This is a messenger RNA of Symbiodinium pilosum, 1026 nucleotides long. The record is from the annotation of a GenBank genome assembly. NCBI's taxonomy places the organism in Eukaryota, Dinophyceae, Suessiales, Symbiodiniaceae.